Gaeumannomyces tritici R3-111a-1 is the source of this 2994-nucleotide messenger RNA. RefSeq names its product phosphoenolpyruvate carboxykinase. Gene Ontology annotation, molecular function: ATP binding; phosphoenolpyruvate carboxykinase (ATP) activity. Bases 203 to 2014 code for a protein of 603 amino acids. Gene Ontology annotation, cellular component: cytosol. Gene Ontology annotation, biological process: gluconeogenesis. Lineage: Eukaryota; Fungi; Ascomycota; Sordariomycetes; Magnaporthales; Magnaporthaceae. The transcript has 8 exons. The record is from RefSeq and is a predicted model, not a curated record.
GGUCUGGUCCCUACCACGAGCCCGUCCGUGGAGCCAUCACGUCUCCUGCUAGCUCUCGCCAGUACCCCUUGUGGACCCAAGACGUAGCCCAGAGAACAAGACUCCGUUUUCCUCCCACACCCCUUGUACCGAAAUACGCACCAGGCCAAGCCCUGCCCUAGCUUCUCCCGACACUGUCCGCCCGCGCCUGAAGUUUAUAAACAUGAAGGAUCCCGUCCAAAGAACCGCUUCUCCCUACGUCGACCCUUCAGUCAAAGGUCCACGAGCCCAGAUUCUCUCCGCCGGAACCCACGCCUCCUCCCAUCCACAGCGCAACAUCAUCAACAUUGCCGCCGCAACCAUGAUUCCCAACAACGUCAACAAGACCUCACUUCACCCUAGUGGUGUUCAGGCACACCGAGUCGAGCACACUGAGCUUGAGGAGGAGCUUCACGAGAAGGCACACAUCGACUACGACAGGGUGGCCAUUAUCCCCAACCCGUCUGUUCCGGCACUGUACGAGGAUGCACUGGUCUACGAGCCUGGUUCCGCCAUCUCAUCGACGGGCGCCCUGACGGCCUACUCGGGCGCCAAGACCGGCCGCUCUCCGUUGGACAAGAGGAUUGUGAAGGAGCCCUCGUCAGAAAACGAGAUCUGGUGGGGUCCUGUCAACAAGCCCAUGAGCCCUGAUGUCUGGAAAAUCAACCGCGAACGUGCCAUCGACUACCUAAACACCAGGAGCCGUAUCUACGUCGUGGACGGAUAUGCCGGCUGGGACGAGAGGUACAGGAUCCGGGUGCGCGUUGUGUGCGCGCGCGCCUACCAUGCGCUCUUUAUGCGCAACAUGCUUAUCAGGCCGCCGCGCGAGGAGCUUGAGCACUUCCAGCCCGACUACACCAUCUACAACGCCGGCACCUUCCCCGCCAACAGGUAUACCGAAGGCAUGACGUCGGGUACGUCGGUCGCCAUUAACUUUGCCGAGAAGGAGAUGGUCAUCCUCGGCACUGAGUACGCGGGCGAGAUGAAGAAGGGCGUCUUCACGGUGCUCUUCUACGAGAUGCCCAUCAAGCACAACGUCCUGACGCUGCACUCGUCCGCCAACGAGGGCAAGGACGGUGACGUCACGCUCUUCUUCGGCCUGUCGGGCACGGGCAAGACUACGCUCUCGGCCGACCCCAACAGGGCGCUGAUCGGCGACGACGAGCACUGCUGGAGCGAACGCGGCGUGUUCAACAUUGAGGGCGGCUGCUACGCCAAGUGCAUCGGCCUCUCGGCGGAGAAGGAGCCCGACAUCUUUGGGGCCAUCAAGUUCGGCUCGGUGCUCGAGAACGUCGUGUUCGACCAGGAGACCAGGACGGUCGACUACGACGACUGCACGCUCACGGAGAACACGCGCUGCGCGUACCCGAUCGAGUACAUCUCCAACGCCAAGAUCCCGUGCCUGUCGCUCAACCACCCCAGCAACAUCAUCCUGCUCACGUGCGACGCGCGCGGCGUGCUCCCACCCAUCUCCAAGCUGAACCGGGCCCAGACCAUGUUCCACUUCAUCUCGGGCUAUACGUCCAAGAUGGCGGGCACCGAGGACGGCGUGACGGAGCCGCAGGCGACCUUCUCGUCGUGCUUCGCCCAGCCCUUCCUGGCGCUGCACCCCAUGAGGUACGCAAAGAUGCUAGCCGACAAGAUCGAGCACCACAAGGCCAACGCCUGGCUGCUCAACACGGGCUGGGUCGGCGCCGGCGCCGGCCAGGGCGGCAAGCGCUGCCCGCUCAAGUACACGCGCGCCAUCCUCGACGCCAUCCACUCGGGCGAGCUGGCAAAGGCCGAGUACGAGACUUACGAGGUCUUCAACCUCGACGUGCCCAAGAGCUGCCCCGGCGUGCCCUCGGAGCUGCUCAACCCCAAGGCCGCCUGGACCGCCGGCACCGACAGCUUCUCCCAGGAGGUCACCAAGCUCGGCGGCCUCUUCAUCGAGAACUUUAAGAAGUACGAGUCCGAGGCCACCGAGGAUGUCGUCAAGGCCGGCCCGAUCGUUUAGGGGUUGUCGCAUUCCUUCAUCUUUCCGGCCUCCCGCAAGGCCUUUACAGCCCUGUAACUUUUGAAUCUGCCUAUUUGCUUCUUCCCUUUCACGGCUUUCAUGACCUUUCUUUUUCUGUCUUGUUUCCUUGUGUCACCCCAAAAAGAGCCGUCAACUCAUGGGACGGACGGAAUCAUGGAUGUGUUUUUUGUUGUCGCAAAAUCAGCCUUGUGAUCAUGUUGAAUUCGAUGGACGAAGAUGUUUCUGUUGAGAGAAUCUGCUCAGCUGACGAUAUAUAAUUAAAUCUGCUAUCGUAGUAUGGGGAUUAAGUCUGAGCCAAAGUGAGCAACGCAACACAGAUGGCAUACAGGCAUUCUUUCUAUCAUAAUGACGUCUAUGGUUAGUGUAAUACUCUCUAUCGGCAGGACGGCUUUUUUGUUUGGUUUCGACCAAUCGCAUCCUCUUCUUAAUGAGCCCCAAGCAAAAUCACACCGUCUUCUUCUUGAGGCAGAUGACCCAGUUCAGGUGGCCGCACGGCCACAUGUGCUUCUCGCUGCCGCUCCGCAGCUCCCACGCGUCGGCGCCGCCCUCGGCGCCGCACGACCUCAGCAGGGCCUCGAUCUCGUCUGGGGUGCGGGUGCGCAGGCCCGAGACCCAGCCGUCGACGACGAGCACGAAGGGUAUGACGGGCAGCAGGUACGUGAAGAUCAGCGCGACGAGGUCGCGCUCCAGAAAGGCGUAGAUUGGGGUGUAGAGCAGGAUGCCGACGCCGAACAGCAGCGUCGAGAAGAAGGAGUCGACGGUGCGGUGCUGCAGCUCAAAGAUGCCGAAGCCGUCGCUCGUCUCGACCGUGUCCUUGAGGAUGGCGCGCGCGAGCGGGUCGUUGAAGUGGUGGAAGGCCAGGUUGAAGAGCCGGAAGAUCUUGCGCGGCUGGCCAGGUGGCGGUGGUGCGUUGCCGUUGCCGUUGCCGGUCGGCAGGGCCGCGUCCACGGCCGCCGACA